GACUCUCAUUUAACCUUUAAUUGAAAAUUCCUCUCUAUUAUUUCUUGUCGUUUUCCUUGUAGAACAUUUUGCAGAAAUCAUUUUUAGUGGCUUAAUUACAGAAUAUUAUAUACAUAUAGGAUGGGUUACUAUGUUUUCUCAGAGAGGCGAUGGGUGUGGGUGUGGGUUUAUGUUGUGUGUUGCGGGUUUGGUUCUACUGCUGUUGAGAAGCGUGUUAUUUUGAUAGAUGAGAUGCUUGCAAUUUCGUCAACAGAUGAAGAUUUCAUAUGUGCCACAUUAGAUUGGUGGCCUCCUCAAAAGUGUGAUUUUGGCAAAUGUAGCUGGGGAUCUGCUUCUUUGCUUAAUUUGGAUCUCAAUAACAAAAUCUUCUUAAACGCGGUUAAAGCGUUUUCACCGUUGAAGAUCAGAUUGGGCGGCACUUUGCAAGACAAAGUCUAUUAUCAGACUAUUCCACAGAGUAAAUGCGGACAUUUCAAAAAAAAAGAUUCGGAGAUGUUUAGUUUCACUGAAGGAUGCCUUCCGUUGGAUAGAUGGGAUGAGCUAAAUAAGUUUUUCGCUAAAUCUGGUGCUCUCGUUAUCUUCGGGUUGAAUGCUCUUCGUGGAAAAAUAAUAAACAACAAUGAGGCAACCGGCCCAUGGCGUUACCUGAAUGCUAAAUCUCUUAUACAAUACACAGUUGAUAAGGGUUACUAUAUCUAUGGUUGGGAACUUGGUACGUAUCAACAUUCUCCAAUUUUUUUGCAUCAUCCUGUUUGCACAAUAUUUCACCUUUAGAGAAAGGGGUGGUGUGAUUUGAUGAUCUCUUUCAUUGAGAAGUUUUUCAUUCAUUACAGAAAAAUGGUCUGGAAUUUUUUUUUUUGCGAGAAACAAAAAGAAAUGCAAAAAUGUGAUAAGAGUUUUUAAAAGGGAAAUAUCAUUGUUUAAACUGACGUAAUUUAAUUUUUGUAUAAUUU
Molecule: messenger RNA, 953 nt
Organism: Striga asiatica
Lineage: Eukaryota; Viridiplantae; Streptophyta; Magnoliopsida; Lamiales; Orobanchaceae
Source: the annotation of a GenBank genome assembly